UUUCACAAACUCGCAAUGGCUGAUGAUGCUGGACUGGGCCUUCGAGAUAAAUCACAAGAUAACACUAGAUCCGGUUUUGAAAAAAGAGAAAAGAGAAGACGAAUAAGAAAACUCCAAGAUGCAAUUUCUCAAAACCAGAUCAACAUUGUACAGCAGAUGAUGGAGGAAGAUUUUGACGUUGAUUUCCAGUACCGUGGCCAGACAGCUUUACAGUUAGCAGUAAAGGAAGGCCUUUGUGACAUGUGUGUACCCCUAAUUACGAAAGGAGCCGACGUGAAUAAGAUAGACUCUGACAUGAACAGCCUCCUCAAUAUAGCAUGUUGGAGAGGAUUUGAUGACAUAGCAGCAUUACUCAUACAAAAUCAAGCAGAUGUUGACUCUCAGAAUGACCUUGGCUGUACACCACUGAAUACAUGUGCCUACAAAGGUCAUGCUUGUAUCUGUAAUCUUUUGUUGAAAGCAAGGGCUGAUUCCAACAUACAGAACUCACAUGGUCAAACACCGCUCCACACAGCAGCCAAACACAGACAUGUGGAGAUUGUAGACUUACUGAAAAACUCAUCCUGUAACAUGAAUCCAGGAGAUGAGACUAGGAAAACUCCCUUGAUCUGGGCAGCAGACCUGGGCUUCGCAGACGUAGUAGAAUCUCUUCUAUCAGGAGGCGCUGAUCCUAACAAGCAGGACAAUUUAGGGCGGACAGCACUUUACUGUGCUGCCUCACAAGGUUAUAUAGAUGUCACACAGAAACUCAUCGAAACCAAGGCUAACCUGAACCUCCAAACUACCAAAGGCUGUACACCCUUGCUAGAUGCUAUAGGAAGUUCUUGUUCAGGCUCUCUUGACAUAGCCAAGCUGCUCAUCAGUUCAGGGUGUGAUGUGAACUUAGCAGACCGACAAAAACAGGCACCUAUACAUGCUGCAGUGCGUCAGGUUUCCCAAAUGUUUGGAUCUCCAACUGAGAAUGCCUUGGCGUUAGUGAAGAUUCUUGUGUCUGGAAAGUGUGAUGUGAACCAGCUCGAUAGCGAGGGAUGGACACCUCUCUACCAGGCAGCUUUAGCUGGUAACCAAGAAAUAACCAAGAUAUUGCUGGAAGGCCAUGCCGACGUGACUCUCCAAACAAAAAACGGAAACAGUGUCCUACAUGCUGGAGCAAUGGGAAACAGCCUGGCAGUAGUCAACACAUUGUUGUCAGCAGGUUGUGAUGUGAAUAAAACCAACUCCAAUGGUGAGCAUGCCCUGUUUGCAGCAAUCACAUGCAGAAGUAACAUGCAGAUUGUGAAUGUCCUGAUCAAAUCUGGAAGUGACAUUGAUUUGAAGGAGAAGAAGUUAAACUGUUCUGUCCUUCACCAGGCUAUCAUCCAACACUAUACAGAGGCGGCCUUACUUUUGAUAGAAGCAGGGUGUAAUAUCAAUGCUGUCACAGUCAAGCUGCAGACUCCUCUGUAUACAGCCGCUGAGAAAGGCAAUGAAACUGUGACAGAAAAGCUUGUCAGUAUGCCGAAAUGUCUACUUAAUGGCACCAAGCAUUCAACAGUUCCUCUUCAUGUUGCUGUCACCAACAACCACUCCAAGGUAGCCAAGAUACUCAUCAAAGCUGGCUGCAACAUCAACCAGAUGAAUGACAAAUGCAUGACCCCUAUCAUGGCUGCCACAGAGGAAAACAGUGUGGAUGUUGCUAUGGUGCUGCUCAGGUAUGGUUGUGACCUCAAUGGACAAGCCAAGGUCAGGAAGGUGUUGCCCUGCUGUAUAGUGAGGGAGGACCCCCAUCCACAUUUUGACCUUGAACCUUUGUUUCUGGCCUUGACCCACAAGAAUGUCAAACUGUUGAUGUUAUACAUGAAGUUUUACUUCUGUAUCCCAUACAAGCUGAUUAAGAUUUUGUCAGACAUUCUGAGGACAUCCAGGGACAUGAAUACUCAGUAUACACCGGCUCAGAAAAAGACAAUUCUGGCUGUAUUUGAUCAUACCUUGAAGCAUCCAAGAAAACUACAGGAAAUCUCAAGGGCUAUGAUAAGGGAAAAGCUGGGGAGUAGGCCAGAGGUUAAAGUGAAAAGUCUUACGCUAGCAAGCAAGUUAAAAGAUUAUGUUUUGAUGUCAGAUGUUUUAGGUGAGGAGGAGGAGGAAGAAGAGCCAUCACAGGAAGAGAAAGAGAGAGGCAGGUUUGGUUUAGUGAUGGACUAGGUCAAUCAGUGCAAUAGAUAAAUCACUUCAUACAAUCUAGAUUCUGAAACUGCAAAAAAAUGUGCAAUUUUGUUGUUUUAAGUUAUUUUUGUUUCCAGCUGUUCCCUUAUAACUUAUUAUUUAUUUUUGUUGAAUGAGUUUUUGUUUUCAGUAGGUAGAAACCGUUAUCUUGUUUCAUUAUUGUCAUUUGUUAGUUACAUUAUUUAUUAUUGACCUUAAAUAGCCUCUCAAUAUUUUUGUCUGAUAAAUAUGUAAAAGUGAAGGAUAUACAGGUCACCUUACUAGCUCAUGUGAGUGGGAAUCUCGCUUUAGUCUAUAGAGCCAAAUGUAUAUCUAAGUCCAUCAUGGACAUUGUAUUUUUCAUUCCUCUUUCCUAUUACACAAAUAUACAGAUUUUUUACCUUCUUCAGAUCUUGUUAAUAUGGUGAAAUGAACAAAUCACUGUAAGAUCGUGUUCACUUGUGUAUUUUUUGGAACUUAGAUGUUCAUGUUGUUGAAUUUGAUGAUUUUCCUUUUUUACAUUAUCCCUGGUGCUAUAUAUAUAUGCCACAAAGAAUUUAGUGUAACAAGAUGGUCAUUCUUUACUCCGUCCAUCAUAGAGUGGUAAGUUAGUUUUGCAUUCGAGUACACUGUAUUGAUAAAUAUGGCAGGUUUAAUUUUAUCUAUAUUAUUGUCAUAGUAAAUGCUGUUUUCUGCUGAUAUGUAGUAAGAUUUGUUUACAAAAUGGUAUCAAUUGUGUAGUUAAGUAAACCUUGAUGGUGAAGUGUUGAAAGGGCUUAAGGUACUUAUGGUUAUUCCAGUUAAAUUUAGUUAAAUCAACUUAUAUUACCUGUUUAUCACUCUUGUUGGCCCGGAUGGAAGCGCUCAACAGGUCUUACUGUGGAAGGAAAUCGCAGUACCAAGUUCACAGUCACGAAUUAAUUCAAACAGUAUUAUAUAAUAGGCCACUUUUACUUUAGUGCCCACCAUGCUUAGAUUUUCUUUAUGUCUGCAUCCUCCCAUAGGAUAAACACAAAUUUAAAUGUACAAUGGGUUUUUAGCUCACCUGGACCGAAGGUCCGGUGAGCUUAUGCCAUGGUGCAGCGUCCGUCGUCCGGCGUCCGGCGUCCGUCGUCCGUCCGUCAACAUUUG
Messenger RNA from Pecten maximus, 3312 nucleotides. Its product is annotated as ankyrin-3-like. The record is from RefSeq and is a predicted model, not a curated record. NCBI's taxonomy places the organism in Eukaryota, Metazoa, Mollusca, Bivalvia, Pectinida, Pectinidae. Bases 16 to 2181 code for a protein of 721 amino acids. Gene Ontology annotation, molecular function: protein binding. The transcript has 10 exons.